AUGGACUCUGCCAUCGCACCACUUCUGCUUUUUGCAGCAGUGCUUGUUCUUGGAGCCACUGCCGUAAAUCUCAUUGUGUUGAGAGCGAAUAGCAGUCCGGAGGUCUCUGGCACAAAGUACAUAGAGGAAAUCCAGUCCACAAGAGCAAAGGGACUCAUGUUCCUUCUUCUGGUUCUUGUGCUUACAAGCAUUUAUUACUUCCUUUGCACACAGAACUACCUCGAGGGAAGUCCUCCCAACUUUCUCAAGGUGAUCCGCAUGGACAGCCAUUCCUUGAAGAUGCUUGAGCUGUGUACCAGAAACAUUCAAAAAAGCUUUAUGUUUUAUGCAACUGCCCUUGUCAUUCCUCUGGUGUCAUCGAGGAGAUUCCGGGUGCUGGGUGUCGACGAAAAGGUUUCAAUUGCAUUUGUAAGGUACUAUUCACUCUUUGGAAGUUUUUUGUAUCCGUUUAUCUUCCACGUUUCCAAUGGAUAUGAUCUUGGAGGUUAUUUGGUAGAAGUUCUAAACAUAGCAGAGAAUUCCCUGCUGCUUUUACUGUACUUUGCAUUGCUUCAAAAAAUAUGGAAGAUGCAUGAUGUCCUCUCAUACACACAGAUCAUCACCAAGUUUGAGAUCGAAGAGGUUCUUGGAAGGGUCAGCCCCAAGAUUGUUGGCAUUAUGGCAUAUUUGUGUGCGGACAUGGCUUCCGGAGCAUUUAGAAUGGCAAGGAUGUUUUUUCCUGUAGAAUAUGGCUUGGGAAUUCCUACCAACUCGCUUGCAGAAACGGCCUUCUUCGUGGGGCUAUGCUACUACUCGAUUAAGUUCCUGGUUACCCCGGGGAACGGCAUCUGUGAGUCUAUCCAGAAGAUGGAAGGCAUAAAGAAGCAUGUUGCGUCGGGUUUCUUAAAUCUUGAACACAGGAGUGGGGACGAUAUGAUGGAUGUUUCCACAAUUCCAAAUAUCUAA
Encephalitozoon intestinalis ATCC 50506 is the source of this 945-nucleotide messenger RNA. RefSeq lists its product as uncharacterized. NCBI's taxonomy places the organism in Eukaryota, Fungi, Microsporidia, Unikaryonidae. The record is from RefSeq and is a predicted model, not a curated record. Bases 1 to 945 code for a protein of 314 amino acids. The transcript has a single exon.